Molecule: messenger RNA, 6255 nt
Organism: Musa acuminata subsp. malaccensis (wild Malaysian banana)
Lineage: Eukaryota; Viridiplantae; Streptophyta; Magnoliopsida; Zingiberales; Musaceae
Product: rRNA biogenesis protein RRP5
Biological process (GO): rRNA processing
Cellular component (GO): small-subunit processome; nucleolus; nucleus
Molecular function (GO): protein binding; RNA binding
Source: RefSeq, a predicted model, not a curated record
AAACCUAAGGCCUUACGUCCUUCUCUGCCCGCCCCGUCGCCGUUCGACUCAUCUCGUCCUUCUCUCGGGUUGUGUGUGCGUGUUUCGCUCUCUUAUCUCCCGGAGACGAUGGCCGCUGGCAGUGAGCAUAAGAAGAAGAGGAAGCCCGAGAAAAGGAGCGCCGACGACGGUUCGAAGCUUCGAAAGCCAGUCAAGAAGGCUAGGAAGGAGGCAACAGACACCCUUACCACUCCCGCAGAGCUUCCGACCUCCUUACUCGUCGAAGCCGAUGAUCCCGAUUUUCCCAGAGGUGGGGGGAGCUUGCUGAGUCGACAGGAGCAGGCGGACGCUCGGGCAGAGGCUGAAGCUCAGUUUGAAAGGGAGGAAAGUUAUUCGAGGAAGGGUAAGGGUAAGGCAAGGAAGAAGAAGGGGCUGAAGGGAUCGUCGCUCGAUUUUGACAAUGAUUUGGGUUCUCUUUUUGGUGAUGGUAUCACUGGGAAGCUUCCUAGGUUUGCUAAUCGAAUCACUUUAAAGAAUAUUUCUCCACGAAUGAAGCUUUGGGGCGUAAUUGUUGAGGUUAAUCGAAAAGACCUCGUGAUCAGUCUUCCGGGGGGGCUGAGAGGAUUUGUUCAUGCAGAGGAAGUUACAGACAUACCCAUAUCUAAUGGAGAUAAGGUUUCUGAAGGUUACUUUCUAUCCAGCAUAUUUCAUGUUGGACAGCUUGUGUCCUGUGUUGUGUUACGGGUGGAUGAUGACAAGAAAGAUGGAAAAGGAAACAAAAGAAUUUGGUUGUCACUACGACUAAGUUUGCUGCACAAGGGCCUGACUCUAGAUGCAAUUCAAGAUGGAAUGGUUCUGAAUGCACAAGUAAAGAGUGUUGAGGACCAUGGCUACAUUCUUUUUUUUGGAGUAUCAUCUUUUACUGGCUUUUUGCCGAAGAAUGAAAGAGAUGGUGAUCAAAUUUUCACUGGACAAAUUAUGCAGUGUGUUGUCAAGGACAUUGACAAAGCUCGAGCUGUUGUUCACGUUGAUUCUGAUUCAGAUUUGGUUUCAAAAUUUAUAAUUAAAGAUUUGAAAGGGCUCUCCAUUGACCUUUUGGUUCCUGGCAUGAUGGUCAAUGCUCGAGUCCGUUCUACCCUUGAAAAUGGGAUUAUGGUGUCAUUUCUUACAUACUUUACUGGAACAGUAGACAUUUUCCAUUUGGAGAACACAUUCCAUAGUGGAACGUGGAAAGACAAUUACAAUCAAAACAAAAAGGUGAAUGCUCGGAUAUUGUUUAUUGAUCCAUCAACUAGAGCUGUUGGACUAACCUUGAAUAAGUAUCUUAUAGAUAAUAAAGCUCCACCUGCUUAUGUUCAAACCGGAGAAAUUUAUGAUAAUUCACAAAUUUUAAGAGUUGAUAGAGGGCUUGGUUUUCUUCUUGAGAUAUGUUCUUCUCCAGCACCUUCACCAGCAUAUGUCAGUAUACAUGAUGCUUCUGAUGAAGUUCUGAAGCCGGAGAAAAAGUUCAAGGAAGGGGAUUAUGUUCGUGUUCGCAUUCUUGGAAUGAGAUAUUUAGAAGGGCUAGCAACUGGCACAAUGAAGGCGAGUGCUUUUGAAGGGUCUGUUUUUACUCAUUCGGAUGUCAAGCCUGGAAUGUUGGUGAAAUCUAAAGUCAUUGCUGUUGAGAACUUUGGUGCAAUUGUCCAGUUCCCAAGUGGUGUUAAAGCACUAUGUCCUCUCCCACACAUGUCAGAGCUAGAGAUUGUAAAGCCACCUAAAAAAUUUAUGGUUGGAGCUGAAUUACUCUUUCGUGUGCUUGGUUGUAAAUCCAAGCGAAUAACUGUCACAUACAAGAAGUCACUAGUCAAAUCGAAGCUAGACGUGCUAGCAUCAUAUGGUGAUGCAGCUGAAGGAUUAGUUACACAUGGAUGGAUCACUAAAAUUGAAAAGCAUGGUUGUUUUGUGAGGUUUUACAAUGGUGUACAUGGUUUUGCUCAUAGAUCUGAGCUUGGAUUGGAGCCAGGAGCUGAAGCGGACUCUGUGUAUCAUGUUGGACAAGUGGUCAAGUGUAGAAUAAUAAGUUGUGCUACCUCUUCACGAAGAAUCAGUGUUAGUUUUGUUAUAUCUACCAAAAGGACUUCCGAUGAUGGUGCAGUCAAGAUGGGUUGUGUUGUCUCUAGUGUUGUUGAGCGUCUGACUCCCACAGCAGUCAUUGUCAGUCUUACUAAGAAUGGUUACUUGAAGGGAACAAUUUUUAAUGAUCAUUUAGCAGAUCACCAUGCGCAAGCCACUUUACUGAGGUCUUUGUUGAGGCCGGGAUAUGAAUUCGAUCAACUUGUGGUGCUAGACUCUGAAGGGACAAGCCUGAUUCUUUCUGCUAAACACUCUCUUAUUAGUUCUGCAAUGAAGAUUCCUUCAGAUCUUGCUCAGAUUCAUCCUCUAACUGUUGUAUAUGGCUAUAUCUGCAAUAUCAUUGAAAGUGGUUGCUUUGUUCGAUUUCUUGGACGUCUGACUGGAUUUGCACCAAAAAAUAUGGCUACAGAUGAAAUGAUUGAUAACAUAUUGGAUGCAUUCUACAUUGGGCAAACUGUUCGUAGUCACAUCAUAAAUGUCAAUAGUGAAGCUGGUCGGGUAAAGCUCUCCUUAAAACAGUCUUUGUGUUUAUCAUCAGAUGUUUCAUUUAUUAAAGGAUAUUUUCUUUUGGAGGAGAAGAUUGCAGCUAUACAGAUGUCUGAUGUCAAAGACUUUGAUUUGAGCUGGGUGAAGGAAUUUAGCAUUGGCAGUUUGGUUGAGGGAGAAAUUCAAGAAAUAAAAGAAUUGGGUGUUGUCCUUGGCUUCAAAAAUCAUCAUGAUGUUGUUGGAUUUGUGGCACAUCAUCAAUUGGGGUGUGUCAAUGUGGAACUGGGUUCUGUUGUUACUGCUUUGGUUCUGGACAUAGCAAAGUUGGAUGGUCUUGUUGACUUAUCCCUUAAACCGGAGCUAGUUGGUAGUGUUUCUGCAAAGGAUACUAAAAAGAAGCGGCGUAGAAACAUAUCUGUGGACUUAAAGCUAUACCAAACAGUAAAAGCAGUUGUGGAAAUUGUCAAAGAAAAUUAUUUGGUUUUGUCUGUUCCUGAGUACAAAAAUGCUAUAGGGUACGCAUCAACGACUGAUUACAACAUACAAAAGCUUCCCUGCAAGCAUUUUGUGAAUGGCCAGAGUGUCAUUGCCACUGUCGGGGAGAUUUCAAGCUCUGGAAGGCUUUUGUUUAUUCUUAAUUCUCUUACUGAUGGCUUAGAGACACCUAACUCUACAAGGGCCAAGAGAAAGUCUACCUACACUGUGGGUUCACUUGUUGAAGCCGAGGUUAUUGACAUAAAGCCUCUUGAACUUAUUUUGAAGUUUGGUUUUGGAUUUUAUGGGAGAAUCCAUAUAACUGAGGUAUUUGAUGACAGAGAUUUAAUGGAAAAUCCAUUUACCAAAUUUAGAGUUGGGCAGCUGCUUAAUGCCCGAAUCGUUGCAAAAGGUGGACACUCAGGAAACGGUGCAAAAAGAAGUCGUUGGGAAUUGUCGAUUAGACCCUCACUCAUGGCUGGAAGCGAGGAGGCAGUAACCACAUGUGUCUCUGAGGAGUUAAACUUUUCAGUUGGAGAAAAUGUUAGAGGUUAUGUUGUUAAGGUGGACAGUGAGUGGUUGUGGUUGAGUGUGUCACCAUCUGUUGUGGCUCACCUUUAUAUCCUUGAUAGUUCUUGUGAACCCCAUGAGCUUCAGAAAUUUCAGCAAUGUUAUAGUGUGGGCCAGGCAGUCAAGGGUCGCAUCUUAAGUAUAAAUAAGGAGAAAAAGCUGUUGCGAUUAGCAUCAUGCCCAUCUGUUGAUGAGACUGGUGAUAAAGCCAGCCAAAAAAUUGGAGCUUCUACUGUAAGUGAUGGCCAACAAUUUUCCAGUGGUGAUAUUGUGGGUGGUAGAAUUAAAAAGAUUCUUCCUAGUGUUGGUGGACUUCUUGUGCAGAUUGGGCCUCAUCUAUUUGGAAGGGUUCAUUACACUGAACUUGUAGAUGAGUGGGUUCCUCACCCUAUAUCUAAAUAUCAAGAAGGCCAGUUUGUUAAGUGCAAGAUCCUGGAGAUAAGCCGUUCAUCCGAGGGAAUUUUACAUGUUGAUUUGUCCCUUCGUGUUUCCGUCAUUACUAAUGAGUUGGUUUCUUGCAGUAAGAGGUUUGAAAAGAUUGACGAUCUUCAUCCUGACAUGAAUAUUCAGGGCUAUGUUAAGAAUAUCACAUCAAAAGGCUGUUUCAUUUCUCUUUCAAGAAUGAUGGAUGCACGAAUACUUGUGUCCAACUUGUCAUAUGCGUACAUUGAUAGUCCUGAAAAAGAGUUUCCUGUUGGAAAGCUUGUACAUGCGAAGGUGCUGUCUGUGGAACCCUUGUCCAAUAGAGUCGAAGCGACAUUGAAAACUGGGAACAAGGCUGAAACAAUCAAAUCCAUUGCAGACACUAUUGUGAAUUUACAUGUUGGUGAUAUAGUUACUGGGCAUAUUAGACGGAUCGAGUCUUAUGGAUUGUUUAUAACACUUGACAAGGCUAACGUGGUUGGUUUAUGUCACAUAUCAGAACUGUCAGAUGAGCACAUUGAUAACAUUGAAGCUAGUUAUGCAACUGGUGAAAAAGUUGUGUCAAAGAUUCUGAAGAUCGAUGAAGAAAGACAAAGAAUAUCCCUUGGAAUGAAGAAAUCUUAUAUUGAGAAUGCCAGCGGUGUUGACCAGAGCCAUGCUAUAAAUGGCAGUCAUGAUCACGAUGAAAGUGAUAGUGCUUCUAUGGACAAUAUGGACAAUGAAUUGCUUAAUUUGCUGCAUAAUGAUGACUUAAUUAAACAUCAAAAGAUGUUGGGGCAUGAUAAUGCAGGCUCUGAGAUUCUUACACCAUCAGGAAGAAGUGCUUCUGUUCUUCCUCUUCAGGUUUCUCUGGAAGACUCAGAUGGCUCCGAUUUGGAUAAUCCUGUAAUUGCAGGUCAGGACGGUGCCAAUGAGAACAAGCAGGCUGCGAAAAGGGACAGAUGCAUAAAGAAAAAGGCCAAGGAUGAAAAGGAGCUCGAAAUUAUCGCCGCUGAGGAAAGGCGUUUGCAGAAUGACAUGCCAAGGACAGAAGAUGAGUUUGAGAAGUUGGUUAGGAGCUCUCCCAAUAGUAGUUUUGUCUGGAUAAAGUACAUGGCUUACAUGCUCUCUCUAGCAGAGGUUGAGAAAGCACGAAACAUUGCUGAGAGGGCUCUUAGAACAAUAAACAUCAACGAGGAGGGUGAGAAACUGAAUAUUUGGGUGGCCUACUUCAACUUAGAAAAUGAACAUGGAAGUCCACCAGAGGAGGCUGUCAAGAAAAUCUUUCAGAGGGCAUUGCAAUAUUCUGAUCCAAAAAAGCUGCAUCUAGCUCUUUUAGGAGUGUAUGAGAGGUCUGAGCAACAAAACCUGGCGGAAGAGCUCCUUGAGAGGAUGACAAAAAAGUUCAAACAUUCGUGCAAGGUCUGGAUGCAUUGCAUUCAAAGUUUUCUGAAGAAGGACGAGGAUGGGAUUCAAUCGAUAGUAAAUCGUGCUGUCAUAAGUCUACCACGUAAAAAGCAUAUUAAAUUCAUUUCACAGACUGCUUUACUAGAAUUCAAAUCUGGUGUACCAGAUAGAGGCAGAUCAAUGUUAGAAUCUAUAUUACGGGAGUAUCCCAAGAGAACUGAUCUUUGGAGCAUUUACCUUGAUCAGGAGAUUCGUUUGGGUGAUGCAGAAGUAAUUCGAGCUUUAUUUGAGAGGGCAACAUGCUUAAGUCUUCCACCCAAAAAAAUGAAGUUCCUGUUCAAGAAGUAUCUUGACUAUGAAAAAGUGCAUGGUGAUGAAGACACAGUCGAACAUGUUAAGCGAAAGGCACUGGAAUAUGUCGAGAGCUCCCUUGCUUGAUGUGUGUAUGGAAGCUAUAUGAUCAAGCGUUCCUACAAUAUUAUGUUUAUCUUUUCCAUUAGACAGGAAACAAGCUGUGGGCAGGUAUCAGCUGACCUGCCAAACGGAAGGGUCAUCAAAGUUGACCUUAAGGAGACUCAUACCGACAGGGCGUUCAUCAGAAAUUUUUUUGUUAUAGUUGUCCCACCUGGCUAUUCUUCUUUGAUAUCCUUGUACCGGCAGUUUGUAUAACACAAAGCAUUGUUCUUUGGAGGGAAAUUGAGCGCCAUUUUUUGGAUUAAUUUUGGGCAUAAUCAUGUUCAAUCACAUGUACUUGUGGAACCUUGCGAUGUAAUACUAACAGAUUUUUCAUUAACCCAAUGCGAUAUAAGUUAUUUGAUCAUA